CCACUGUUUUUUCUUCUUCUCUCUUGGCUUGUCUCUUUAUAGAGAAGGUUCCAAUGCAGUAAAUUCCAUUUGGUUCUUUUUCUUUUUUUCUUUUUUCCCUUCUUUCUUCUUCUUCUUCUUCUUCUUCUUUAGGAUCUUCCAUCAAUCCUAACCCAAAAAGCUCUUUCUUUUCAAUCCCAUUUUGAAUCUUCCCCUUCUGUGUUGUGCUUCAAAAAAAACAAAAAAAAAAAACAAAAAACAAAAAAAAGGCCUUAGAAUAUAUAUCUUUUUGUUGUUUGUUGGAUCUGUAUAUAUAAAAUUUUAUGUAAAUAAGUUUUGUGAACGGUUGGUUUUCAUUUUCCCCUUGAGAAACCUUCAACACAGCUGACCAGAGGAAUAAAAAAACAAAUUUUUUCUGUAAAAAAUUUGAAAAUUUUUCCUUCACCCCACUAUUUCAUCUGCGUUAGUUAAAAAUAUUUAUCUUUUUUUUCUUUCUGUGCCAUUCAAGUCUUUUUAAAGGCUUGUUUUGGUCACAUUUCAUGGCUACCGGAGGCUGGUGUGGUUUAGGCCCUUUGCUGUUUCGUAAAAAGGCUUAUGGACUCGAGACUCAUUCUUCUCUUUCAUUUUCCAUCUGUCCUAUGGGGAAGUGGGUUUGCUUAAAGAAGACAAUGAAGAGCUCUUCUUACGUGUUCUCAAAGACAUAUUCUAAGAAACUGAAGCUUUCCAAAGGUGCUAGAAGUAAGAAGUCUUCAGGAUGCAAAGAUAAUUUUGUUCAAAUGAUGGAGCUAAGGAAGAAAAUUUUGAUUCUUAGAGAUAUCAUUGAUUUGCCUUCUUUAGAACGCUCUGCUUCUAUAAAUGAGCUGGUGGUGGGAACGAUGGAAGAUCUUCAAAAGCUUUAUCCCGAAAUCAUUUCGGAUAUCCAAUAUUCCGAAAUGAAGACGACAUGUAUUGAACAGAGUCUUGCCUACUUCUGCACUGCACUGAAAUCGAUUGGCGAUUCGUGGAUGCUGAACCAUGAGUGGAGAGACAAAUCUAAAUAUAAUUUGUCAUCAUUUCAGGAAAACUCCAGCUUCCAAGAAAUUGUUGAAUCUGUGUUGGGUAUUAUUGAUUGCAUCGUUAGUAUGGCGAACGAAAGGUUUGAUGCGAUGGACGAAUUUGUUAACUCAAAGGACUCUUCUUAUUCAAGAACUAGUUCCUUUGGUAAGAGCUCAAGUUCGACAGAUUCAUGCUCCGAAACCAAUAGCUCUUGCUGCUCUUCGCCAGAAACUCCGACAUCCGUCCUUGCAAACUUUCGAAACAGUGAAAGAAAAUCUUCUGAAAAGGAGAAAGUCUCUUGUAGCUCUCCCCUUUUAUGGUCUCUUAGAGUUCAAGCAGUGGAAAAGUUGAACCCCAUUGAUGUCAAGCACCUUUUGCUUCCUAGGUUGUCUCACUGCGGAGUAAAUGUCUGCCCCGCCCCAACCAGAGUGGCGAUCGUUGAGGAAUCAAUGAUGGAUUUGGAUGACAAGCUCCCCUCUGAAAACACUGAUGCUGCUGAUGCAAAUAAUGAAAUGGAAGUGUGUGAUAUUAAAGAAGAGAAGGAUUUGAGCAAGGAAGCUAGUCAAAAGGCAGAUAGAAAUGAGGAAAUCGAAGUGUUUGAUAACAAAGAAGAAAAAUUGAAUUUAAGCAGGACAGCCAGUCUAAAAGCAGAUAGAAAUGAAGAAAUUGAAGUGAUUGAUAUCGAAGAAGAGAAGUUGUGUUUGAACAGGACAAAUAGCCAAAAGGACAUUGCUGAGAGAACCGAUGAUUUUGAUUCCCAAGCUACUGCAACUGUUCAAGAAUUGCCUACGUCAGAUUUACCAACUGUUGUAUCAAAGCCCUUACCGCUGCUACCCCCGAUGGCUCCCCCUCCCCCUCCCCCCCCACCGCCUGCCCGAGAUCUGGAACCCUCCCUUGUCACCCUGCAACUGCCAACGCCAACGCCACCACCUCCACCACCACCACCAAUGAUGCAACAAAAUGCAGUAUUAGCUCAACAACUUUCACAGCCACCUCCUCCACCUCCAGUGCCUCAGAUGAAAGCACAGCCUGCUGCAGCAGGGCCAAAUGUGCCUCCUCCACCUCCACAAUUGUUAAAGGUAAUCGAAACAGCGAUCAAAGUCAGUGUACCACCACCACCACCACCAUCAAACACUACUGGAACGAUGGUGAGAGCAGGUGUACCGCCACCUCCACCUAUGGCGCCCUCAAAAGGGCGUGCAGGUCCAGCACCACCCCCUCCUGGGAUGGCCCAAGGCAAUGGGUUUGCUCCACCACCACCGCCACCAGGUGGUGCAUUAAGGUCCUUGCGCGCCAAGAAAGCCUCUACCAAACUAAAAAGAUCUCAUCAUUUGGGAAAUCUUUACCGGACACUCAAAGGAAAGGUGGAGGGAUCCAAUCAAAAUCUUAAAUCGGCUAAUGGAAGGAAAGGUGGCGUCGGGAACAGUAACGGAGGAAAACAAGGAAUGGCUGAUGCAUUGGCAGAGAUGACAAAAAGAUCAGCAUACUUCCAGCAAAUUGAAGAAGAUGUUAAAAAACACGCAAAAUCGAUCACGGCGCUUAAACCUUCCAUUUCAUCUUUCCAAUCAUCAGACAUGAAGGACCUGCUCCUUUUCCACAAGCAAGUGGAAUCUGUACUAGAGAAUUUAACUGAUGAAUCACAGGUACUAGCAAGGUUUGAAGGAUUUCCCAUAAAAAAGUUGGAAACUUUGAGAAUUGCAGCAGCAUUAUAUCUAAAAUUAGAUACAAUUGUCUUUCAGCUACAGAAUUGGAAGUUUGUUUCUCCCAUGGGAGCGCUUCUGGACCGAGUCGAAAACUACUUCACUAAGAUCAAAGGAGAAGUCGAUGCACUUGAACGAACCAAGGAUGAAGAAUCAAAGAGAUUCCGGGGUCACGGUAUUCAAUUUGAUUUCAGUGUGUUAAUACGGAUCAAGGAAUCAAUGGUGGACGUUUCUUCUGGCUGCAUGGAGUUGGCGUUGAAGGAAAAAAGAGAGUUGAAGGCAGCAGCAGAGAAGAGCCGAAAAGGAGGCCGAUCUGACAAUUCGAACAAGGCAUCUUCAAAGAUGCUAUGGAGGGCAUUCCAAUUCGCAUACCGAGUUUACACAUUCGCCGGUGGACACGACGACCGUGCUGAUAGACUGACCAGAGAAUUGGCUGUAGAAAUAGAGAGUGAAUCUCAUCACCUAUGAUUCUCUCCCCUCUUUUAAAGUUGUUUUCCCCUCCUUUCUUCUUCUUUUUGGCUGUUAAGAGAAAAAAAAAAAAGAACUUUUUUUAAAACACUGAAUCAUGUGAGAUCAGUGGUUGGUCUUACACCAUAUCUAGCAUUUUACUGUUUGGAAUGAAUUUAUUGAGUAACGUUUGACAUUUAUGUUGAAGUGCUAAACCUUUUUCCUCUAUCUGGAUAGGACCCUGUAAAAAAACUAUGUAAUUAAUAUGAGCUCUUAUGAUGCUAUGCAUACAUUACAUAUAUUAUAUAUACACAACUUAUUUACAAA
Molecule: messenger RNA, 3488 nt
Organism: Cucumis sativus (cucumber)
Lineage: Eukaryota; Viridiplantae; Streptophyta; Magnoliopsida; Cucurbitales; Cucurbitaceae
Exons: 10
Coding region: 519-3182 (887 amino acids)
Biological process (GO): chloroplast organization
Cellular component (GO): chloroplast outer membrane
Source: RefSeq, a predicted model, not a curated record